UUGCAGGUGCCCCCGAACGUCGGCGAGCUCGUGCAUCUUACCCGGCUCAAUGUGAGCUACAACAGCAUCUCCAAGCUGCCGCCCGAGGUGGCGGGCUUGCGCAAUCUGAAGUAUCUGAACAUGGUGAAGAACAAGCUCAAGGAUUUGCCGCAGGAGAUGACGCAGAUUGAUACUCUGGAGGAGCUCAAUCUCAGCAUUAACAAGAUCGCCGAGCUCCCGCGCGGCUUUGGAUCCUACAACCACCUGCGCUUCCUCGAUCUCUCUUUCAACUGCCUCACCGAGCUCUCGCCGCAAAUCGGUCUCCUCUCCACCCUCAUCGAACUCCACAUCUCCUUCAACAAGCUCAAGUCCCUCCCUGCUGAGAUCGGCCGAUGCACCAACCUCGAGAUCAUCAAGAUGGGCAACAACUGCGUCACGAAGCUGCCGCACGAGCUCGGGCAGCUGGAGAAGCUCCGAUCGCUGGACGUGUCCAAGAACAAACUCAAGCUGCUCCCGCCCGACCUUGGCGAGCUGCACGAGGUCCUGGUGGAGUUCUCCACUUCGCUCAACCCCUUCAUCAAGGAGCUGGAUCUGAACGCACGCAAGGGACGGGAGAAGCUCCUGGAGUACCUCCGAUCCGAGGAAUACGACAAGCUCUACUUUUCCAAAAUGGGAGAGCAGAAGGAAAGCGAUAAGCUCUCGGAGAAGGACACCAAGUACUGA
Molecule: messenger RNA, 702 nt
Organism: Acanthamoeba castellanii str. Neff
Lineage: Eukaryota; Discosea; Longamoebia; Acanthamoebidae
Product: leucine rich repeat domain containing protein
Exons: 4
Molecular function (GO): protein binding
Source: RefSeq, a predicted model, not a curated record